This is a messenger RNA of Spodoptera exigua (beet armyworm), 2242 nucleotides long. The record is from the annotation of a GenBank genome assembly. NCBI's taxonomy places the organism in Eukaryota, Metazoa, Arthropoda, Insecta, Lepidoptera, Noctuidae.
CUUGGAUCAGUGUCGGUAACUGACGGACGCGUGUUGUUUAUAAAUCGGUUUAAGUGUACGCGUAAACACGCGUUUUGAUGUGGUGAUGGCUUUAAGAAGAUCCCUUGUGUUUUUGUGUGUCUAUUUCUCUGUGCAAAAUGUGAUCUGUCAAUUUGGUUUCUUCCCCCAAAGAGGCAACCGACACAAUGGCUUCUUCGGCCAGGAGUUCAUGCAACCCAGAAGACCGGAUAGAUUUUCCAACUUCUUCAACCUCCAACCAAAAAGACCAGUGAUCAAUCCAGAAAAUAACCAGGAAAAUAUCUACGUUUAUGAAAUUAGUCCGGGAUCACCAAACCAAUAUGACUACAAUGGAAGACCUGUCGUUUUCCCAACAAACAGACCUAUAUAUAACCAGAAUGGUCUGAAUAAUGGUAACGUUAAUUUCCAAAACAAUCCCAACAAUGUGAAUUUCCAAAAUCCAAACAAUGGAAAUUUCCAACAGCCCUCUUAUGACGGUAGUUUUCAACCAGCACCUAAUGAUGGUAGCUUCCAACCCGCUCCCAGUGACGGUAGUUUCCAACCAGCACCUAAUGAUGGAAGUUUCCAACCAGCUCCCAGUGAUGGUAGUUUCCAACCAGCACCUAAUGAUGGAAGUUUCCAACCAGCUCCCAGUGAUGGUAGUUUCCAAUCAAAUCCCAGUGAUGGUAGUUUCCAAACAAACAAUGACAAUGAAGUAAAUACAAAUCAGGAGAAACCCCCUCAAAACGGAUCUAAUGGCGGUUUUCAAGAUGUGAAUACAAACACGACUCCUGGACCAGAAGAUAUUGGCGUCACCGCACCAAAUGAUCCAGUGAACUUUGAAGAUGUAUCGACUUGGCCACCACUAACUCCAGUACCAACUGUCUCCACAGAGUCAAGGAACAGCUUCAAUUUCCAACAAAACCAAGGAGUAUUCAAGGAAACCUGCCAAACAGUAGAAAAUGGCCUCGGAACCUGCAUAUCAGUAUACGAGUGCCAGCCCUACAUCAGCGUACUCCGGGAGUCACGGACCAACCCUAAUGCUGUGCAGCUGUUGAGAAGAGCACACUGCGGCUUCGAGGGAACUACUCCUAAGGUAUGCUGUCCACUCCCUGGUUUCCCAGAACCCCCAGUUCCUCUACCUGCGACCACCACAACCACUACGACAACGACUCCAAAACCGACAACAGCGCCACCUGCACCCAAUUCUGCAGUGAAGAUAAGCCCUGAGGACUUCGUGCCUGCUCUCCCUGACCCUCCGAUUUGUGGGUUCAGUAAUGCUUCUCUCGGACGAGUCGUCGGUGGCGUGGAUGCUGCUUUGGGAGACUUCCCUUGGAUGGCACUCCUCGGUUACAAGAGUAAAAGGACGGGAACUACAAAUUGGCUGUGUGGAGGAUCCCUCAUCAGCUCUCGACAUGUCCUCACCGCUGCCCAUUGUAUCCACAACCAUGAAGAAGACCUGUAUGUAGUUCGACUUGGUGAGCUGGACUUGGCGAAAGAGGACGAGGGUGCGACUCCAGUGGAUGUGCUGAUCAAGCAGAAGGUCAAGCAUGAACAGUACAGUGCCACCUCCUUCACCAAUGACAUCGGUAUUCUGAUCCUGGACCAUGAUGUUACUUUCACUGAGUUGAUCAAGCCCAUCUGUAUGCCGAAAGACGAGAAACUAAGAGCAACAACCUUCGAAGAUUACAACCCUCUGAUUGCCGGAUGGGGUCACACUGAAUUCCGUGGUGCUGCAGCCACGCAUCUCCAAGUACUGCAAUUACCAGUCGUUGGUAACGACUUCUGCAUGCAGGCCUACAGUGCCUACAAGGCGCAGAAAAUUGACGAACGUGUGCUCUGCGCAGGGUAUAAGCAGGGAGGCAAGGAUGCUUGUCAGGGAGACAGCGGUGGACCACUUAUGCAACCUAUUUGGAGUCCAACCUCACACAAGACAUACUUCUACCAGAUCGGAGUUGUCUCCUACGGCAAGAAAUGUGCCGAAGCCAAUUUCCCUGGUGUCUACUCCAGAGUAACGCACUUCAUUCCCUGGAUCGAACAGAAAGUUCUAGGACGAACCGCGACGUGAUUUCAAUUUUAGAGUUCGUCACAUUUUAAGGCUUUAAUUUUUAGACGAUGUUGCGACUUGUCACGAGGUCGCCUCGAACCUAAUUUUUAUGUCACAAAAAUAGUUAAUUUUGUGUAAGUAAUAAAAUAUGUGUGAGUGAGUGUUUAUUAUAUCUUUAUUAUUCUAUUGUUUGCUUGU